AUGAAUGUGCACCAUAUUCCCAUCUUCUUCCUCCUACUCUUGAGUUCGUUCUGCAAAUCCGAUGAUCAGCUCACACGGGCAAAACCGCUCACCCACGGCGACACACUCAUCUCCAAGAGCGGGAACUUUGCUCUCGGCUUCUUCUCCACAACCAGCUCCAACAAGAGUUUUUACCUUGGCAUAUGGUACCACAGCAUCCCUGGCCCACGCACCGUUGUGUGGGUCGCCAAUCGAGACAACGCAAUCACCACCCCUUCAUCUACGAUGCUCUCCAUCACCACCAGUUCUGAUCUGGUGUUGUCUGACUCCAAAGGCCACGCUAUUUGGAGGGCUACAAGCAGUAUCACCACAGGAGGGGCGGAAGCUUACGCUUUGCUACUCAACUCAGGGAAUUUCGUCCUCCGAUUGCCAAACUCCACGGACGCCCAUGCCGUCGAGCGGCUCAUUGCUUGGAAGGGUCCGGACCAAAGUUCUCUGGGGAUUUUCUCAUGCGGUGGCGACCCUAGCUCGCCGACCCUUCAGAGGCUAAUAUGGCAUGGGACCACGCCAUAUUCUCGCAGCAAUUUGGUUAAUGGCGUGUCGGUGUCCGGCGGCACAUACCUCAGCAACGCCAGCUCCAUUGUGUAUGAAACAAACAUCAAGCUGGGCGAUGAGUUCUACUAUAUGUUCACUGUCUCUGAUGUCCUGUUUGAGAGGCCCAAAGCUGCUUGCGACGUCUAUGCCUCAUGUGGCCCAUUCAGCUAUUGCGACCUCACUAGUACUGUCCCGGCAUGCAAAUGCUUCGAUGGGUUUGAGCCUGACAGUCUUAACUUUUCAAGCGGUUGUCGGCGAACAGAGGACCUGAAUUGUGGCAAGCAAAGUCAGUUCAUAACUUUGUCUGGGAUGAAGGUCCCUGACAAGUUCUUACAUUUAAAGAACAGAAGCUUCGAUGAGUGUGCCGCCGAGUGCAGCAACAACUGCUCAUGUACGGCGUAUGCUUACGCCAAUUUGAGCAGUGGUGGUGCUAACGAUGACCCGACAAGGUGCUUGGUUUGGACAAGGGAGCUUAUCGACACAGGAAAGUCGACUAACUCUGGCGAGAACCUGUACCUUCGCCUUGCUGAGUCUCCUGUUGACAACAGCAGUUCACUAAAGGUUUUACUCCCGAUUAUAGCAUUACUGUUGUUGCUGACAUGCAUUGUCCUCAUCUGGACUUACAAAUUCAGAGGCAAAAGUACAGAAUUUCCAUUUAUUAGCUACAAAGAGAUCCUUUCAGCAACAAAUUUCUUCGCUGAUUCAAACUUGCUUGGACGGGGAGAUUUUGGCAAAGUUUACAAGGGCACAAUGGAAGGUGGAUAUGAGGUUGCUGUGAAAAGGCUUAGUCAGGGUUCUGGUCAAGGUAUUGUGGAGUUCAAAAAUGAAGUAGUUCUAAUUGCGAAACUGCAGCACAAAAACCUAGUCAGCCUUCAUGGGUGUUGCAUUCAGGAAGAUGAGAAGUUACUGAUCUAUGAAUACUUACCUAACAAAAGUUUGGAUGCCUUCCUUUUUGAUUUUGGUAUGGCACGAAUAUUUGGUGCAAACCAGAAUCAUGCAAACACUACUAGGGUUGUCGGGACAUAUGGUUACAUGUCACCUGAAUAUGCGAUGGGAGGUGCAUUUUCUGUUAAAACAGACACAUAUAGCUUUGGUGUUCUUCUCUUGGAGAUUGUUAGUGGCCUGAAGAUCAGUUCACCUGAGCUCAAAACAAAUUUUUGCAGCCUUAUAUGUCAGGCGUGGAGACUAUGGGAAGUUGGAGAAGCAACUGAACUAGUGGACUCUUCUAUUGUCGUUAAUUGCUCACUUCAUGAAGUUCUACGGUGUGUUCAUAUCGGACUCUUGUGUGUUCAAGACCAUCCCAACGAUAGGCCACUAAUGUCAUCGGUUAUGCUUAUGCUGGAGAAUGAAAACACGCUUCUUCCAACUCCAAAGCAACCCGCCUAUUUUGCUCUAAGUAAUCGUGAAGGUCAAGAAGCAACAGAUAACAUGGAGAACUCUAUAAAUGCAAUUAGCAUCACAGCCUUGGAGGGUCGUUAAAUGUUGUAUAACUUUGUGUGUGCGGAUAUUAGUAUACUCUCCUUGUGAACUAAACUUUGCAUAAGCCGGUUGUGUAGAAUACUCGAUGUAAUUUUUAUUAUAUUUGUGGUGCUUUGUACUACUUCUUAAGUACCUGAGUGUUUUUUGGCAAAAAAAAGUGAUGGCCUUCCUUCAGGAGUUGCAAGUGGUCUAGAAUUGGUACAGGAGAAAGAAACCAAAGCUGCAGAGAGCCAGGGACCAAGAAGAACUCAGGGGCGACCUCUGAACUUGAUGAGUAACUCAGCUCGAUCAGGCAAGCAUGGGGCCUAAGUUAUCGGGACUUUGAAGAGCACAAGCGAUGAACGCCGGGCGCAUGGUUCAAU
Molecule: messenger RNA, 2414 nt
Organism: Triticum aestivum (bread wheat)
Lineage: Eukaryota; Viridiplantae; Streptophyta; Magnoliopsida; Poales; Poaceae
Product: G-type lectin S-receptor-like serine/threonine-protein kinase At1g11330
Exons: 10
Coding region: 1-2052 (683 amino acids)
Biological process (GO): protein phosphorylation; recognition of pollen
Cellular component (GO): plasma membrane
Molecular function (GO): protein serine/threonine kinase activity; ATP binding
Source: RefSeq, a predicted model, not a curated record